Messenger RNA from Diplodia corticola, 3690 nucleotides. RefSeq lists its product as uncharacterized. Bases 1 to 3690 code for a protein of 1229 amino acids. The record is from RefSeq and is a predicted model, not a curated record. Lineage: Eukaryota; Fungi; Ascomycota; Dothideomycetes; Botryosphaeriales; Botryosphaeriaceae. The transcript is spliced from 3 exons.
AUGGCCCCAAAGAAGAAGCAAAAAAAUGCAAAGGCAGCCGGGAAGUCUCCAAAGGUCCAGAAAAAGACAAGUCACAAUCGAGGCAGGAAAGGCGGUAGCCCUUCGAAGGGCUCUACAGCAGGAACCACUACGGCCUUCCAAGGAGCAGAUGGCGACGCCUGUGCGUCCUACCGAGCCUCGUUACAGGAAUCCGAAAGGGAGAAAAACAAUUUUUUCGCGAGCAUUGGUAACGCUAUCGAAGUGUUUUAUAUCGAUCACAAAACCCUUUCAGACGCUGACAAACUGUGCUUGGCUAUCCUUUGCGUCACCGAGGCAAUCAGUGUGAAAGGAAGAUUCAAAUUCGCCAUCUACGAUGCCUGGAAGUUCACUACGCACUUCCAAAUGAUUGACGCUCCUGAGUCUGACUUUGAUCCCGGUUUUCGAGGCUUCAGUGUCCGCCGUCCCGAUCGUCCUAUAUAUAUACCUUACGUCGCUAUGGACCUCCAAGAACUUAACGGAAACAUGGUGCAAGGCACUGAUGGUCAUCACGUACUGGCGGUAGCCCAUGCUGAGCAAGACUCUAUUCAGUUUGCCUUCUAUGACAGCUCGCCUACUAUGCUACUGAACGAGCGCGAUGAGAUCGCAGAGAGAGCGUCGAGGGUCUUAGCCAACAAUUGGCCGGACCGGGAGAUCGAGGAGUUCGAUCACCAGUGGCCGCCUGUAAUGGGUCAAAAGGGCUGCACUUGCGGCUUACACGUCAUCAUCAACGCCUGGAUUCUCGCCUUGGGCCUCGAGCCGUCCAAACGCCAGCCAAAACGGAAGGCCGGCGAAACCGAGACGCUUUACAGAGAUGCCUCGCGCCUCAUCAGCUGCGCGGUGCACGGCCUUGCGAAAUACGACACCAUCUUGGCCUUUCUCCGCUGCUGGAAAUUCGUGGACGGCGGAUCGCAGGAGCCUCCCGAGGAACGGAGGUUCGAUAUGACAUUCCCACUCCACACCAACGCGGGCUUGACUCAGUACGUGGAAAAUCUGAGAGUGGCCGAGGAGAGCCAGAGGAACAAGUCGGCAGUGGCCGCUCCCUCAGGUCCAGGCGGCAAGUCGGGUCCAGGCCAGUCUGUGCAUUCGGAGGCCGCUCCCUCAGGUCGAGGCGGCAAGUCGGGUUCAAGUCAUUCUCUGCGUCCAGGCCAGUCUGCGCAUCCGAACAAACCUCCUAGUCGUCAUUCCACCUCGAAGACUCAUUCACGCUCCGACUACGAUGAUGUCCGAGAGGGGAAAGUGAAUCUAGAGACGUAUUUGGGGCUGGAUGACGGUCUGGAUGACGGUCUGGAUGGCGGUCUGUAUGACGGUCUGGAUGGCGGACUGGAUGGCAGUAUAGAUGACGGUCUGGAGGAGGGAUGGGAGAAUGCAGACAUGGACGAGGUGAAUAGGGAGUUAGGCCUUGAGAGCUCUUCGGAUUCAAAUGAGGCUCCGGGGUUGAACAAGCCUUCGGAGUCGAAUGAGCGUCCCAAACUGGGAAGGAUUUUUACUUUAAGCGAUACUUCUAGUUCAAACCACUCCAGCAACGAGGAAACCCAAACUUCUCCAGACGAAUGGGCCCUCGCCUUUUGGCCUUCUAUGGCGGAAACCCAUAGUUGCCAGUUCUUAUCGACACGCUUGAAGACGCUGAACGAAAUCCUGGAGCUCAAAGAAUCUGAGCAUGCGGAAAAGAUCGGGAUGCAACUCAAGCAUCCAAUCUCUCGGAUGAUGCUUUGGGCUUGCAUAGCUUCAGUCACCGAGGCUAUCAGCUUGAACGGCUAUCAAACGGAGAUUUACCUUGGCCCACAGAUCGCCGGUGAUGGGUUGGAAGAUCGCGAAUGCACUGCCCAGAGCUUCAGCUUGAGGGACUUGACCCAGCAUCAGCAGCAAAGGGCAGAAAUGGCCGUGGCGCAAAUGAAGGAAAGACGGAGAAAACAACGGGUUCAGAAGAAGGCUUUUUCGUAUUACGACUACAACCUCUUGGAUGAAGCACGCCGCAAAACCAUGUCUGGCAACAACGGCCUUGCUCUACGCCCUCGAGAGCCCAUUUUCAUCCCACUGGACUGGUGCCACCUCGUCUAUGCCACCGCGCGGUACGUAGAUAACGCCACCGACCCCAUCCCGGAGGUGACGCACUACUGGACGGAAGACCGAUCCCGCCCCGGUCUCCCAAUCGGCCAACGCAGACGAAGCCUCGAGGCAACCGCGGAAAGCGUGCUCCGCAACAUGCGCUGGUGGAGAGACCCCAGCGCCGAAGACGCCAACAACAACGAGAACGACACCGACACCGACACCGACGAAGCCACCACCACCACCACCACCUUCGAACACACCUGGCGCCCCAUGACGCCCGUCGACCCCAACCUCGUCCUGCCCCCCAACCAAGCCCGCGAAAUCCCCACCCUCCACCUCCUCCUCACCGCCUGGACCCUCGCCCUCGGCCACCAGCCCCCCUCGACCGUCCCCCCCAUCGCCACCGCCCACCGCCUCCACUACGACCGCGCCCAGACGCUCCUCACCCUCGCCGCCCACGGCCUCGCCGACGCCGCCACCGUCUUCGCCGCCCUCCGCUGCCUCGGCUGGAUCCCCGACGCCGCCGUGCCCCCCGCCCCCGCGGAGAGCCUCCGCUUUGACCAGUCCGCCCGCCUGCCUUCCCCAGCCGCCCAGGCCGCCCACUACGCCUGGCUCGCGCAGCGGUACCGCGCCAUCGACGCACGACCGUCGUCGUCCGCGGCGGCCGAUGCGGCCGCUGUUGCCGCGCGCAUGGACCUGUUCCACCUGCCGCACCGGGCGCCCGCGUUCGACGCGGACUCCCUCGCCAAGCUGCUCAACGACGACGACAAGGCGUCGGGGUACUGGGACGGCGUCGCGCGGCGGGUCGCGGUCGCGGAGGCGCGGCGGCGCCUGCGGGAGGCGCGGCGCGGGUUGGCGGAGGGGGUGCGGGCGCUUUUUGCGCCGGUCGUGGACGAUGAUGCGGGUGAUGAUGAUGAUGAUGAUGAUGAUGAUGAUGAUGAUGAUGAUGUUGCGGCGGUGGGUGGGCGGCGGAUGAAGAUGGCGAUGGAGCUGUUGGAGGUGGAGGCGGAGCCGAGGAAGGGCGCUGUCAGGCGCGUGAUUGAAGAGGUGCUGGCGGGGCCGGGGCCGGGGCCGCCGCCGCCGCGCGAUGGGGGAGGGGAUGGGGAAGGGAAGGGGGCUGCUGGGCCUGGGCCUGGGCCUGGGAUGGUCAAGCCGGGGAGGAAGAGGUCGUGGGAGGUGCGUGAGAUGGAGAGUCGGUUGGUGGUGGAUGUGGGGAGUGGCGCGUAUGAGCGUCUGAGGGAAGUCGAUGAGGGGGAGGGGUUGCAUACGCUGCGCCCAGCGGAUCUGGCACCGCUGUUCAAGAACCCGCCCAAGGACCCACGUGCCGCAAACGAGAUGAAGAAGAUGGUGGACGCCGCGGAGCUACACUAUAGGUUGGAGGCGAGGAAGGCGAAGAAGGCGAAGACGACCCCGGAAAAAAGGAAGAGGACGGCGAAUGGUAGGAGCCCUUCGGCGUGGAAGCACUUCGAUGCGUGGAAGCACUCCCGGGCGUGGAAGCACUCCCGGGCGUGGAAGCACUGCCAGGCGUGGCAGUCUUUCGGCGCGUGGAAGUCUUUCGGCGCGUGGACGUGGCUCGUCGGGCCGUGGCCAAAGGCCUUCGAGCCGUCGAAGUUGGUGAGAUAA